Molecule: messenger RNA, 2975 nt
Organism: Loa loa (African eye worm)
Lineage: Eukaryota; Metazoa; Nematoda; Chromadorea; Rhabditida; Onchocercidae
Exons: 12
Coding region: 733-2328 (531 amino acids)
Source: RefSeq, a predicted model, not a curated record
AUUUAUAGGAUGGAUGAUUGUCGUUCGACUCGUUCACCAUCCAUUUCGAGCUUCGACACCAAUCAUUCGUCAUGGAGUUUCGUUGGGGAGGAUGAUUUCGAUUUGUUAGAUCAAGACGAAGAUGAUUCAGCAUCAGAAGAUGAGGUGAAUGAAAUGGAAGAUGAUAAGCAGGUCGAAGAGGAUGACGAAGAAAAUGAGGAUAAUAUAGAUGAUGAUGAUGAUGAUGAUAUUUCUGUGGUUACUGAAGAAGUGCUAAAGGAUCCUUCUGCGCUCGCAUGCACUGAUGUUGUCAAAGUAUCCAAGCAAAUGGAUAAAUUAUGUAAGCUUAUUUCCGAGUGCCAAUUUUAUCAAAUUUUGUCAACAUCUUGUAAGACAAUGGCCACGAUGUUUAGACUAAUCCAGUGUGUUUAUGUAUGUACAGGAGAGUGACCACACGCGUGACCACACUCGUUCUUCAAUCAUGCAUGCUUUUUCGGGUGACAUAAUGCCUAAUGUUUUGUUAAAAUGGUUAGAUUCCCAUUUCAGUGUACGCAGUUGACAUUCAGGGAAUAGAGGCCAAAAAAUGUUUUGUAACUGAUUUCUUCAUUGUGAAACGGAAAAUCAUUCCUCGGUUCAAAUUUAAAAUUUCGAAUCAGUGAAAACUACUGGUACAACUUUUCGAAAGCGAAAUGUUUUGAUUCACCAUUUACUCACAUAUUGGAAGAUUUUAUUUUGGAACGAAAUGUCAGGUUUAUGGCAAUCAUUCCAGCUGUUGCUAUCGCUAUCGUCAUAUUCUACUAUGCAUUCGAUGUUGGAAAACCAGAAUCUUUGUUAUUUACGUCGACAGAAAAUGUAUGUUCCGUUAAUAAGGACUACUUUCUUGGUCCGCAGUACCAAGAUGUAUCUCCCUUUUUACGUCCAUUCGUUGAAGCUUUGCUGAAGUCGUCGUUCCCGGUUUGGUCCUUUUUGCCAUUCAAUAUCCCGAAGCCGCUUGCGUAUGACCCAUGUUCUCGGAUAUUUAAUUCUGAAAGCAUUGCUGCAUCACAAAACGAGCGCAGAUAUUUCGCUACAAAUCAGUGCGAACGUGUUUCGGUUGAACAUCAAUUCAGUGCAGUGAGUGAAACCGUCCGACGAUAUUUGACACAUACGAAGAAAUUGAAGGAACCAUACAGAUAUGAGUCACCGAUUUCAGCAAAUAUAAAUGAAGCACUGAUUGAUAGAAAAAGCGUGAAACUAGAUCACGAUGGAAAACUGCAGAUGGAUUUGCACGUGGUUAUAGUUAACUCUUCGGAAAAUUGGAAUUCAAUGAAAAUCAAGUCAUCAAAACAUCCAGAAUCCAUAAAAAUGGAGAUUUCAAAACUCCAGAAACCUCCGUCAACCCCAGAACUAAUCCUACCCACUCCUCUGUUUUCAGCGAAUCAUCGUUUGAUUGAACCGGAACUUGGAUUAUUACCGCCAGUUCCAUCACCAGAAUUGCUAGUGAAAAAGGAAAUAAAAUCUGUUUCGGAAAUUAUUAUGGAUUUGGUGCAUGUUGAAAAAAAGUGUUUAAAAGUAAUACCAGAUAUCAAAAAAAUUAAAUCGUUGGGGAAGAAAAGAACAAAACUACGAUACAGUACCGAUUUAACAUUUUUCGCAGAAUUACAAUUGCGAGAAUCGAAGAUGCUACUGGGAAGUGAUUCUGAAAUGGAAUUACGCAAGCCAAAGAAAGGCAAGAGUGAAGUUUUCGUAAUUUCUUCGGUGAAGAAAGCGUUUUCAAAGACUGUUGAACGAGCCAAGGUGCAUCGUAAUAAGCUUUUGGAGCAGUUCAGCAGAGCUAUAGACAAAAUCGCACGAAGAAAUCGGCCGAAAACUUUUCAGAUGGGUAAGAAAAAUAUUGGCAAAGAUCGAUGCGUAUUAAAUUCCACUUGUAAUGUCUUGGCUAGUCUUGCGCAGACUUUGGCGGGUAUCACUCUUUUUCCUGCAAUCGUUGGUCAAACAAAUGCCGCUAAGUACAUUAAUUCUCUACUGGAUCUCUCAGCUUGUACCGGUUCACGUUUAGUUUGUGAAAAGUGUUGGUGGACCAGAGAAUGCUGUCCAAAGGAGAGAUGUACUUUUCUUCCGUGGCAACGGCAUUUUAAUACAAAACGGUUUUUGGCUUCACAAGGUCACAAAAUGUUUGAAGCAUUUGAAGAACUCGGUUGGUCGAUGCCUGGAAAGAAACACAAAGCUGGUGGCGAUAAACCGAAGUUCAAACUCAAUUAUCCGAGGAGUUUCGCUGGUUCGGAAAAAGAAAUGCGUUUCCGGCAGAACAAAAAAAAAUUGGUGGAACGUUACUCCAGGAAAAGUGAUGUCCAAGGCCACAUACAUUGAAUAUAACGAAAAAAAUGUGUUUUGUUUUUCAACAAAACUUGACAGCUACCUCUUCUACCAGCAGCAGCAGUACAAUAGGAUUCCUCAGUUGUAAGAUGAUUGUAUAGAUUUUUUAAAUCUCGUGUAUGGAAGUAUUUGAAUUGAUCGUUUUGUUGAAUUAUGGGCCAAUCUUUUUAAGGCUUAAAUUAAUAGUUCCGGUAACUGAACCACUCGAAAGUUGACGAGACGAAUGAGAGCUAAAACAUGACCGGGAUUUCAGUUUCAGAAUGUCGAGGCACACCGGAUGCCACCAUAAGUUUAAUCUGUAAAUAUUCCAUUGUAAAUUUCGUACAUAUGAAGUCAUUACCUUCAGUGCUGCUUUGCGUAUGUUCAAAAUUCAUCGAGAUUUCCAUGUCAUACUUCUAUAAAUUGCUUAGUUUUUUUCGUCUUCGCUCUUUUCCGGUGAAAGAAGAACUAAAAGAUCCUUUUUUUGGAGGCAUUUGUGAAAGAGACAGCCCGUUUAAUUCGAAAACUUAUAUCUUCUAAAAUUUGCUUUUAUUAGAUACACAUUUAAAUUCAGUCAAAGAUCUUCAGUUCCAACCGUUUCCGAACGUUGACGUUUUCCUAUCGCUCAUUUAUUGUAACAUGGACAUUUAUCUUUUCUCCAG